This is a messenger RNA of Archocentrus centrarchus (flier cichlid), 1331 nucleotides long. RefSeq names its product eukaryotic translation initiation factor 3, subunit I (gene eif3i). Bases 130 to 1107 code for a protein of 325 amino acids. The transcript has 11 exons. Gene Ontology annotation, biological process: cytoplasmic translational initiation. Gene Ontology annotation, molecular function: protein binding; translation initiation factor activity; RNA binding. Lineage: Eukaryota; Metazoa; Chordata; Actinopteri; Cichliformes; Cichlidae. The record is from RefSeq and is a predicted model, not a curated record. Gene Ontology annotation, cellular component: cytoplasm; eukaryotic translation initiation factor 3 complex, eIF3m.
UUAACACUAAACGAAGAAGACGUUUUCCUCUUCCGCCGCGGCUAGGGCCCCUCAAACACGAGUUCAGCAUUUCUGACUUUACGGGACGCACGGCAACAACACUGGACCGGCUGCCGACACGUAGCUAAGAUGAAACCGAUCCUGCUCCAGGGCCACGAGAGGUCCAUCACUCAGAUCAAGUAUAACAGAGAAGGAGACUUGCUGUUCUCUGUAGCUAAAGACACGGUAGCCAACGUGUGGUACUCGGUCAAUGGCGAGAGGCUUGGUACCUACAAUGGACACACAGGAGCUGUGUGGUGUGUGGACUGUGACUGGGACACAAAAAGCGUGCUAACAGGAUCAGCAGAUAACAGCUGUCGGCUGUGGGACUGUGAGACCGGUAAACAGCUGGCCCUGCUCAACACCAACUCUGCUGUCAGAACGUGCGGCUUUGACUUCAGUGGCAACAUCAUCAUGUUCUCCACAGACAAGCAGAUGGGUUACCAGUGUUUCCUGAACUUCUUUGACCUGAGGGAUCCACAGCAGAUAGAGGACAACCAGCCCUACCUGUCCAUACCUUGCAGUGAUCACAAAAUCACCAGUGCUGUGUGGGGACCUCUGGGAGAGUUUGUCAUCGCCGGUCAUGAGAACGGAGAGAUCAAUCAGUUUAGUGCCAAGUCUGGGGAGAUCCUGAAGAAGGCCAAGGAGCACACCAAGCAGAUCAAUGACAUCCAGCCAUCAGUGGAUCUGACCAUAUUCAUCACUGCCUCCAAGGACAACACUGCUAAGCUGUUUGACUCGACUUCUCUGGAUCACAUCAAGACAUUUAAGACAGAGAGACCCGUUAACUCUGCUGCCAUCUCCCCGAUAAUGGAUCAUGUGGUGAUGGGAGGUGGACAGGAAGCCAUGGAGGUCACAACUACCUCCACCAGGAUUGGCAAGUUUGAGGCCAGGUUCUUCCAUGCUGCCUAUGAAGAGGAGUUUGGCAGGGUCAAAGGUCACUUCGGCCCAAUCAACUGUGUGGCAUUCCACCCUGACGGCAAGAGUUACAGCAGUGGAGGAGAAGACGGAUACGUGAGGAUUCAUUACUUUGACCCACAAUACUUUGACUUUGAACUAGAGGCGUAAUCUACCAGCUUGCUCGACCCCCACACCUUCAACUAAAAUCAGAAUCGAUCCAGUCAGGAACAAGGAAAAACAGUCAGUCAACACCUUGCCUCCUCCCUUUCAUCUGAACUGAUCUGGAGUCAGGGUACAACAAAAGUCUGCGGCCAUUGACUGAUUUUUUUUUUUUUAAGCUGUAUACUUCUCCCAGAUUGCUUCAUAAUAAAGGAAGAGAGGGCCCGAGAGGC